AGAGAGUCGUUCUCUUUCGAUAACCUCGUUUGGUGGGUUGGUUGCUGUYGCMAUGUCCGUACUUGAGCGGUCUUUGGGACAGCGAGUAUUUCUGGUAGGAGAGCGAAGUUGACUGGAUUUGACGAUGGGCUUCAAAUGAAGUGAAUAUUUUUCAAAGGUUGCUUGGAUUGGACGGACUUUACAUUUAGCUAAUAAAAUUGAAAAGACUUCAAUUGGUGCAGAAUGUCUCAAUACAUAUCAGAUGAAUAUGAAGUGAUUGUCAUAGGAAAUGGYCCAAAUGGUUUGGCAUUGUCUUACAUGCUAGCUGGUAAUUGGCCAUACUAUAUGUUACAUCAACACCCUAACCCUAUUCUGAACMUCAAACUUUGUGAGGAGCCUGGAAAAUCAUUAGUUGAACAGGAUCUGGACUAUUUGAGUGAAGGACUAGAGGGAAGAACUUUCAACCCAGUUGCUCUUCUAUUUGACCAGCUACAAAGGCCCAAUACUGACUUGGGAUAUGAGGAAGGGUCAUGUCUACAGUGGAUCAAUAAUCCCGACCAUGCUGUCAAUCAUCUUGUCCUUGGUUAUGGUCCUCCUGGGGGGAGCUGGCAUAACAUGCAAGGAUCACAGCUUACACUUAGCCUUAAUAACUGGCUUGAGCUKCCUGGAUUUGAAUUCCAGGAUUGGCUUAGAGACCAUAAAUAUGAUAAUGUCCGUAAACCUUGCACUUUGGAGAAGAGUGAUUUGGCAGGAAUUGGAAACACAUACAACCGUGCAACAACUAGUCAUGUUGCGCAGUACUACAAGGAUUAUGUCGAAAAGAUGAACUUAUCAAAAUAUAUUAGAAAUGAUUCAAAAGUGUUGUCAGUGAAAAAAGGUCAGACAGGRCUGUGGGAAGUACGUGGAGUAAAAGGAAGUUAUCCAAAUGACAUUGAACCAUUUGAAGUUUUAACUCACAGUGUAGUUUUAGCUACAGGUAAUAAUGUGGCAAAGGUUCUUGGUAUUCCUGGAGAAAAACACCAAUUUGUCUAUCAUCACAUGGUUGAUUUAGAUGAAUUAAUGUGUGACCAGGAAGAGUGUGAGAUCCAACCAGAUCCAUGCCUGGUGGUUGGUGGUGGACUGUCUGCAGGUGAUGCUGUACUGGGACUUCUGUCUAGAGGCAUUCCUGUAAUACACAGUAUACGCAGAAGCAUUAAUGACCACAAUAUCAUUUAUAAUAACCUAACACCAGACGUAUAUCCAGAAUAUUGCAGUAUAAAGAAAAUGAUGAAAGGAACACAUUCAAAGGCUGUUGAUGGAUCAUAUGAAUGCUUACCCAAAACAAAACUGGUUGAAAUUUGUAACAACAAAGAAUGUAUUUUUCGAAGGUCUGAUGGAACUCAAUUCAAGAGAAAGGUUUCCAAUGUAUUUGUUUUAAUUGGUGGAAGACCAGAGCUGUCUUUCCUUCCACAUGCAAAUGAGCUUGGUAUGGAAAAGARCCUUCCAUUGGAUAGCAAGUCUAAUCCAGUAGAUAUCAACCCUUUUACCUAUGAAUGUCAAGGUGAACAAGGGYUGUAUGCACUGGGGCCCCUUGUUGGUGAUAACUUUGUCCGUUUUGGUAUGGGAGGUGCCUUGGGGAUUGUCAACCAUUUAUUUCGUAUUGAUCAGUAAUUUUGCAUGCACACCUUUUUUUACCAUGUUUCUAUAUUAUUCUCUAUUUCGUCCUUGCAYCAACAUCAGACCUUAACUUUUCCAAUUAGUAUUAACAGUAAUUUAUGGUGUUUCCUCGUCAAAUUACUUGUCAGUCAUCCAAACAUUUGCCUACAAUCAUCACAUGCAACCUGCAUAAGUCAUUCUUCCAACAUGGCUACAACUGUUGUAGGCCUAUUAAGCAAUUGUUUGAAAUCCCUUUAAUAGUUGUAGACAUGUUYGAAGCAUAAUUUAUACAGGUURCUUGCAAAGGUUGUAGACAAAACUAAUUUGGCCUUCAGGUGCCUAAAAAGAGUGAAAAAUCUUCUUUUUUCUUUCCACAAUCURAGUGGCAUGAAAGCCAGGAUWAYRUCWGRGACAAGUAAUUUCCAAAUCCAAUGCAUUCRUGAAGAUGACAUAUAUUACUGUUGUUACGUACAUAUAUAAAGCAUGUUUUUUCCUGUCUUUUUUAUUAUUUUGAUUGCUUGUUUUUWUCUCUUACACUGUAUAUUAUGUACAAUUUGUAAUAUUCUUUGAUACCAGUUUUUUAAUUCCACAAUCCACCAUAUUGUAGGAUAAAUCACAAGCAAUUGUGUUGCCCAUGGAAACAAAUUUGGUCCUUUCACACAAAAAAAAUAUCUUAUUUAAUACCAAGUACAGGUCAAUUUUUUUCCAUUUAUAUCACAUGUAUCUGAUAUAAUUGCAAGCUCAUUAAUCASCACCUGUUUUUGAUAUGGUUGCAUGAAAUAGCAAGAAAAGUCAGUUUGGUAAGUCUAGAUGUUUUCCUAUCUGACUAAAAAAACAAAUAUUGAAUGUACACCAAUGUAUUUAAUGCUCAAUAAAACAUGGAUUAGUCAUUA
Messenger RNA from Exaiptasia diaphana, 2507 nucleotides. RefSeq names its product oxidative stress-induced growth inhibitor 1. The transcript has 4 exons. Bases 223 to 1629 code for a protein of 468 amino acids. Lineage: Eukaryota; Metazoa; Cnidaria; Anthozoa; Actiniaria; Aiptasiidae. The record is from RefSeq and is a predicted model, not a curated record.